CUCUAACUACGUCACCGGGUACAACUGCCAUGAUUGGCCAUGGGCUACGUAUACGCCAAAUGAUAGACAUUCGCAACGUCCAAUAAACGGCCGGUGACAAUCGUAAACCACACCUCCCCUACGAGAAAUUCGGAUUCCAGACCAUAUUUCACUUGUGAUACUACGAGAAAUUCGGAUUCCAGACCAUAUUUCACUUGUGAUAUGGUCUGGUGUUAUGGUGUAUCAUUCAUAAGCUGGAAAAACAAACCGAGGCCUCGCCUGCUAUCAGUCACGUGGCUUUCUGCUGAACGCUACACGCCUCGAACCGGGGUUUCGUCUGACACGCCCCCUUAUUCCUGCUUUAGCAACUUAGCGUAGCUUUUUGUUUUUUUUUUUGGACGAUUUGAAGCUAUUUAAUGCGAGUUUGUGUCCCGAUCCUCCUCACGCGCGCUCCUUAUAUAAGAACGAUAACCUCGCGAGAUUUCGUCAGUAAACCUAACGGAAGCUGCUGUGUCUGGUCGUUCUGAUUCGUGCAAUGGGCAGUUUUGGGCUUGCAAACAGUAGGUGUUUUGUGCGCCAGGUCUGUCUGGGUUUUCCGAGCACGAUGAGCCGCCAGUACAGCCUGAAUAUUCCGGCCGAGCUGCUGCAGACUCAGGGCUUCAUUGAUGGCCGCUGGGUGUCGGCAUCCUCCACUUUCCCCGUGCUGGAUCCGGCCACUGGACAAGAGCUGGCUCGAGUCUCAGACUGCGGCCCCCAGCAGGCUCAGGAGGCUGUUCGCGCUGCGUACAAAGCGUUUUGCUCCUGGAAGGAGCGGACUGCAAGGGAAAGGAGCCUUCUGCUACGGAAAUGGUUCAAUCUGGUCAAUCAGCACAAGGAGGAUCUGGCCAAGCUUAUUACAGCAGAGUGUGGCAAGCCCAUGAAGGAGUCGCUAGCUGAGGUUGCAUACUCUGCAUCUUUUCUUGAGUGGUUCUCUGAGGAAGCCCGCCGUGUCUACGGAGACAUCGUGGCACCACCAGCCAAGGACCGCAGAAUACUGCUGCUCAAGCAGCCAGUGGGCGUGGCCUCUAUAAUCACCCCAUGGAACUUCCCAAGUGCCAUGAUCACCAGAAAGGUGGGAGCAGCCCUAGCAGUUGGCUGCACUGUAGUGGUGAAGCCGGCUGAAGACACGCCCCUUUCUGCUCUAGCACUUGCUGAGCUAGCAGUGCAGGCUGGAAUCCCUCCUGGAGUGUUUAACGUGGUACCCUGUUCCAGGGAGAAGACCCCUGCUGUGGGUGAAAUCCUCUGCACUGACCCUCUAGUGGCAAAAAUCUCAUUCACUGGCUCCACUGCCACUGGCAAGAUUCUGCUGAAGUAUGCUGCUGAAACUGUCAAGAGAGUGUCUAUGGAGUUGGGUGGACACGCUCCCUUCAUUGUCUUUGACAGUGCAGAUGUGGACAAAGCUGUAGCUGGGGCAAUGGCCUCUAAAUUUAGAAACUCAGGCCAAACCUGCGUAUGCUCCAACCGCUUCCUGGUACAGAGUGGGAUCCAUGAUGUGUUUGUGGAAAAGCUCGGGAAGGCCAUGGAUGCAGAGCUGCGAACAGGCCAUGGAUUCGAACCCACAACCACACAGGGGCCUCUCAUCAAUGCCCGUGCUGUUGAGAAGGUGGAGCGUCAGAUCACGGAUGCUGUCUCACAAGGAGCUGUAGUACUGAAAGGAGGAAAGAGACUUGAGGGAUCUUUCAUGCAGCCCACCCUGCUAUCCAACGUCACAACUAACAUGCUGUGUAUGCGAGAGGAGACUUUUGGUCCCCUGAUGCCGGUUCUCAAAUUCAACACAGAAGAGGAGGCUCUUGCCAUUUCUAAUUCAUCGCUGCUUGGGUUAGCAGGCUACUUUUACUCUCAGGACCUGAGUCAGAUCUGGCGAGUGGCUGAGCAGCUGGAGGUGGGAAUGGUUGGGGUGAAUGAGGCUCUUGUCUCCGCAGCAGAAGUCCCAUUUGGUGGGGUUAAACAAUCAGGCUUGGGCAGAGAGGGCUCUAAAUAUGGCAUCAAUGAAUAUCUGGAGGUGAAGUACAUGACUCUUGGCGGGCUUAAUAUGUAAGCAUGGUUCUGCUAUCGUUUUUUUUUUUUUCCUGAAUAAAAGGCACAUUAGAAUAGUUCAGAACAAAAUAAAUGGGAUUACUACAUGCAUCAAGCGAAAAGCACCUUUUGAAAGAGGAAAAACAAAGAUGGAAGUAGAUAUUACACAUUUUUCUACGUGUCUGUUUAUAAUCAUUCUAUUAAUAGUAACUGUUGAUGUUCAGUAAAUGGGAAGAAAAAUACUUUGUCUUGCAAUGUCUACUGGAAACGCAUUGCAUCCUCAGUGCAUCUCAUCACUCUGUGCACCUAAUAUUCACCUGCAUCGAAUUGUAGGAACUUGUUCUGAGCCUAAAUGCAUAACUUGCAUCCUUGUUUUGAAUCGUCUCUCUGAUGAAGUGCAGGAAGAAGCACAAGACGUGUUAGAGAUUUAUAAAAAAAAUCCUUAAUUCCUUUUAAAUGUACGAGGAAAUGGUGUUUGUCACUGUAUUGUGAAUAAUUGUUGUA
Molecule: messenger RNA, 2538 nt
Organism: Neoarius graeffei (lesser salmon catfish)
Lineage: Eukaryota; Metazoa; Chordata; Actinopteri; Siluriformes; Ariidae
Gene: aldh5a1
Product: aldehyde dehydrogenase 5 family, member A1 (succinate-semialdehyde dehydrogenase)
Exons: 10
Coding region: 515-2056 (513 amino acids)
Biological process (GO): GABA catabolic process
Molecular function (GO): succinate-semialdehyde dehydrogenase (NAD+) activity
Source: RefSeq, a predicted model, not a curated record